Molecule: messenger RNA, 2415 nt
Organism: Sitophilus oryzae (rice weevil)
Lineage: Eukaryota; Metazoa; Arthropoda; Insecta; Coleoptera; Curculionidae
Gene: Trap1
Product: heat shock protein 75 kDa, mitochondrial
Exons: 13
Coding region: 211-2289 (692 amino acids)
Biological process (GO): protein folding
Cellular component (GO): mitochondrial inner membrane
Molecular function (GO): protein kinase binding; ATP hydrolysis activity; ATP binding
Source: RefSeq, a predicted model, not a curated record
GACAACUGUGUGACAACCACAGAGUGACAACUCGUAUCACAUGUCAGGUGUUGAGUUUUGAGUUGUUUUUAAUAAUUUUUAAAUACACUCCAUAUUUUUAAAAUAAGUGAAAAUUUGUUUGGUUAGUUUGCUGAAGUUUGCCGAAAAAAAUAUUUUAUAAAAGGGUUUUUAGUAAUUCUUGAGUAAAUUGAAGAAUAUUAAAUCAAAAUAAUGAUUCCUACUUCACGACUUACACGGUUAACCAUUAGUAGAAAUAUUUUGAAAUUUUCAACAAAUAAAUUCUAUAGAAAUAUAAAUAUAAAUUGUUCCAGAAGAAAUACGAGCAAAUUGUGUAGCUAUAGAUAUCAACAUACAGAUGCUAAACAGAAGGAUGAAGACUACCAUACAAUUAUAAAGAAUACAGAGAAAGCUACAGGGGAAAGUAGUCAACAUGAAUUCCAAGCUGAAACAAGAAUGUUGUUAGAUAUUGUAGCAAGAUCAUUAUACUCUGAAAAAGAAGUAUUUAUAAGGGAACUGAUUUCUAAUGCAAGUGAUGCAUUAGAAAAAUUUCGAUAUCUAUCUAUUUCUGAUACAGAAGGAACUAGUAUAAAAGAUAGAGAUAGAUCAUUAGAAAUACAUAUUUCAACUGAUAAAACUGCUAGGACAUUUACAAUACAGGAUACAGGAAUUGGUAUGUCCAAAGAGGGAUUAACUCAGAACUUAGGAAUAAUUGCAAAAUCAGGGUCAAAGGCAUUUUUGGAAGAAAUAAAACAAAAACAAGCAUCAGGCGAUAAUAACAUAAUUGGACAAUUUGGAGUUGGAUUCUACAGUUCUUUUAUGGUUGCUGAUAAAGUUGAAGUUUUUACAAGAAAUGCAACUGAUGAACAUGGAUGGAAGUGGACCUCAGAGGGGUCUGGCACAUAUGAAAUCCAACCAGCAGAAGGUGUACAAUUUGGAACGAAGAUUAUUCUCUAUUUAAAAGGCGAUUGUCGCGAAUUUGCCGAUGAAGACACAAUUAAAAAUAUAAUUACAAAAUACAGUAACUUUGUUGGAAGUCCAAUCUACCUAAACGGCAAGAAAGUUAACAUUGUACAACCAGUGUGGUUGAUGGAUCCCAAGUCAAUCACCCCACAACAGCAUAUAGAAUUUUAUAAAUUUAUUAGUGGCAGUUAUGAUGUUCCAAGAUAUACAUUACAUUAUAAAACGGAUGUUCCUUUAUCUAUAUCUGCUUUACUAUAUUUUCCUGAAGGAAAACCAGGUUUAUUUGAAAUGUCUAGAGAGACAGAAUCAGGUGUAGCUUUAUAUACCAAGAAAGUUUUAAUAAAAAGUAGGACAGACAAUAUUUUACCCCAAUGGUUGAGGUUUGUGAAAGGAGUUGUAGAUUCAGAAGAUAUACCGCUAAAUUUGAGUAGAGAAUUGUUUCAAAAUAGUAAUUUAAUAAGAAAACUGAGAGAUGUUCUAACAGCUAGGAUUAUAAAAUUUCUCUUAGAUCACUUAAAAAAGAAUCAAGAGGAAUAUGAAAAGUUUUAUAAGGACUAUAAUAUGUUUAUUAAGGAAGGAAUCAUUACAAAUCACAAUCAAAAAGAAAAGGAAGAUGCAGCUAAGCUACUACUUUUUGAAUCUUCACACUUAGAACCUGGCAAAAAAAUCACAUUAGCAGAUUAUAUUACUCGUGCCAAAGAACACAGAACGAUCUUUUAUCUAGCUGCUCCUAGCCGUAAAUUGGCAGAAUCUUCGCCGUAUUUUGAGUCUCUGAAAAAGAAACAGCAGGAAGUUUUAUUCUGUUACGAUCCUUAUGAUGAACUAGUUUUAAUGCAACUGCAACAAUUUGAAGGAUAUCGAUUAAUUUCAGUAGAAAAAGACAUGAGAGAUGAUAAGGCUGCAAGUGAUCUUACUAAUUUAGGUGAAGACAGUUUACAAAGAAGUGAAAUUAACGAUCUUUCUGAAUGGAUUAAGUCUAAACUUAGUGGUAAAGUAACAUCUGUAAAUGCUACCACAAGACUGGAAAAUCAUCCUUGUGUGAUAACUGUGGAGGAGAUGGCAGCUUCUAGGCAUUUUAUCAGGACGCAAAGUCACGGUUUGCCCGAAGACAGAAGAUACGCCAUCUUACAGCCACAACUCGAAAUAAAUCCUAGGCACCCAAUUAUUAAGAAAUUGCAUCAUUUAAAAGGCAGCGAUCCUGUCUUAGCAGAACUUCUCAUAAAACAGUUAUUUGUUAAUUCCAUGGUUGGAGCCGGGUUGGUUGAAGAUCCAAGAGAACUUCUCACGUCGAUGAAUGAAUUACUCGUCUCUGUUUUAGAUAAGCAUUAAUUAAGUUGUGGUUGUGUAUAGUUGUUAAUCUUUUUUGUACAUAUGAUUAUUGAUCUUAAUCCGAAGUUGGUAUUCUUUACCAACGAAAAACUAAUUAUUAAUUAAAACAAGUUCAUAUAAAAUAGA